UUCCUUCGAAAAAUCUAAUUAUUUAUCCGUUGUCUAUAUGUAGCACUCACAUUUCGCUUUCCACCUCUCUGAGAGUCUGAGUUCACUUGCUACUGCUUAGUUCUCACGCUGUCCUGCUUUUCUCCAGAUCUGAACCUACUAAUCGCUAAGGGUUUAAAUUUCCUUUUCUUGAGAGUUUAGAGAAUGGGCCGUGGUGUUAGCAGUGGUGGGGGGCAAAGUUCGUUGGGUUAUCUGUUUGGCAGCGGAGAGGCUCCAAAAUCUGCCACAAACAAUUCCCAACCUGCCCCAAAUGAUGUCCAGGCUGUGAAUAACCCGCCUCCUACAAAACCUGCUGUGGUUCCUGAGCCAGUAGAUAUCACCAAGCAGAUCCCUGCUGGUAUUAACAGUACUUCUGCAAACAACUAUAUGCGGGCAGAUGGCCAGAACACUGGAAACUUCCUCACGGAUCGACCUUCAACCAAGGUCCACGCUGCUCCUGGUGGUGGAUCUUCCUUGGGAUACCUCUUUGGUGGUGGUAGUAACUAAGAUGUACCUCAAUCCCUUAAUGACGGGACUGCUGCUUAUUGAUUCUUGUGGAAACCUGUAAUUUGCAUGAAGCAAUGUUUUCAGCAUGUGAUGUAAUAUAUAGGCGGUUAUGAUGUUUUCUUUAUUCAGUGAAGAGCGUUGGAUUUAUAUGCUUAGACAUCUGUUACAAAAUCAAUCUUAAACAUCUGUUACAAAAUCAAUCUUGAUGUCUGAUACAUAAUACUGAUUUAAAUUCUGUUGCCAGCA
Jatropha curcas is the source of this 771-nucleotide messenger RNA. It is a transcript of the gene SP1L2, whose product is annotated as SPIRAL1-like2. Lineage: Eukaryota; Viridiplantae; Streptophyta; Magnoliopsida; Malpighiales; Euphorbiaceae. Gene Ontology annotation, biological process: cortical microtubule organization. The record is from RefSeq and is a predicted model, not a curated record. Gene Ontology annotation, cellular component: cortical microtubule, transverse to long axis.